Molecule: messenger RNA, 2368 nt
Organism: Cygnus olor (mute swan)
Lineage: Eukaryota; Metazoa; Chordata; Aves; Anseriformes; Anatidae
Product: centrosomal protein of 290 kDa-like
Exons: 7
Coding region: 1372-2142 (256 amino acids)
Source: RefSeq, a predicted model, not a curated record
GUUCUGCAAAAUAUCAGGAUUAUAGAUGGAUGUUCUCUUCUUCUAAGCUUACUGUUUAAAGUUAGUAACAGAAUCAUUGAAAUGUGGGGCUAAAAGAGGCUUUAAAGUGGUCUCUGUCUACUUGUACGCCAGUACACUGUGCGUAUUAGUUACACCUGCAUCCCAAGUCAUGCCUGCUAGGUGGCUUCCCUGGUCCAUUUGUGAAAACCUGUAGCGAAGGAGAGAGAACUACACAUAUUUUUCUGCCUUCAUAUUAAGGAAUUUUUCCCUGUCAUCCAACUGAAAUAAUCUGUGUUUGAAAGCAACUUUAUUUCUGCUCAUCGUUCCUGUAGAGGAUAUAAGGAACUAUUACUACCAUCCAUUGCAAUAACCAAAGAUUAAAAAGAGAGUUACAAUGAUUCGUGGCAGUCUGUUUUCUUGACUAAGCAGUUACUUCAACCCGUCCUGAUACACUGUAUUUUCUGCCUCAUGUCACUUUUAUUCCUGUUUUCUAGAAUCCUCUCAGGACCUUACCCGAGAUCUGGUUUGUGCUGGAUAAAAGUGAGUGGAGCUGAGUGAUCACCUCUCGGGAUGUUGCUGCUCCAUGAGAAAAUGGGGUUUGCCUUUUUCUGCAGCACCAUGGCACUGCUUUUUUGUCUUUGUACUGCUACUGUAGACGUUUACAUCCAGCUUUUUUUCCUCAAUAAAAAGACUUCGUAGCUUUUACAGUACUAAGCUUCAAUUGCUAGUUCGUCAAUGCUAGUAGCUGAUCAGAGUAGCAGUUUUGUUGCCAGGCUACUUGGGGACAAGGUGGUUUGUUGGGGCCCCAAAAAUGAGCAAGAGUGGUUCGGCUGUUCCUGGAGUUAGUGAAACCAUGAAGAAAUCCUCAGGGACAGCGAGCCAGCGCCUGGGCACGCCAUUUCCUCCCAGGUGCUCUGGGAUUGCUGCUACGUGAACACCCCGUGAAAAAUACACACACACACGAAGAAAUGAAGGACAAGAAAGCAGCUAAUAUCAGUAAUACCACGGCCCCGGGAGCCGCGGCCGCCUCCGGGCCGUGCCCGCCGUUGCCGUGGCGACCGUCGGGGCCUCCCCGCGGGGCGAAGCGGCCCGGCCAUGGCGCUGCCGUCGGCCCACCGGUGCCUGCAAGUGAGUGGGCCCCGCCUCGCUGCCUGCUCGCCCUCGGAAGGCGCUGCCGGUAGCUUCGGGGGCUGGUCUGGCGUUGAGGGGCUCUCGGUGCUCGGCCCCUGCUGCCUGAGCAUCGGCUGGUGACGGGGCUGUGGCUCAGGGGCAGCCGGGUUUGGGCGCUGCUGCUGGCGGUGUUUGGGUCGGGGGUGGAGCUGCCGGGCUAGGUUCAGCAAGUGUGCGUGCAGCAGUUCUCCUCAUGACACUAUGGAGCAGUCUUUCAGCUUCAGUGACGCUAAAAUGAAGAUAAACCUCAGUGAUGAAAAUGAACGGUUACUCAAGAAGCUGAAAAAGCUGCAAACGAAAAAUAAGGAGCUGGAAAAUAAUUUGGCUCAGAUUCAAGAAAAACUGCGUCUGCAGCAGUUAAUGCGUGACUAUGUCACGAACAGGGAUGUUCAGGUUCAAACAGAAACACACUUAUGGCAUAAAGGUGGAUACAGCAAGGAUCUUAAUCUAGAGGGUGAAAGUGUCAGUCUACUACAGAUGUAUAAUAACCUACAGAAGCGUUUUGUUAAAGAAAUCAAAACAAACCAGGAACAAAGUGAAGCAAUUGCAAAUCUCACUAUUAAAAUUCAUGAGCUAGAGCAUAAUCUUCAAGAACAGAGGCAAAGAAUUGAGCAAUUGGAACGUAAAAAGGUUUCUUGGAAAACCGGUGCUGUUUCUAGAAAAAGAAGUCAAACUCCAGAGAAGGAAGUAACGUCUUGCAAAGACGUAUCUAAAAAGAAGGAAUCCUGUUGCACGAAGUAUUUAGAGCUGUUGCUGAAGGAGAUUAAAAAGCUGAAGAAAGAAAAUGAAAAGUUGUCUACAGAAAGGAGAACACUAAAAAAUGAAUUAGCUGGAUUAGACAAGGAUUUUUUUGAAGAGAUAGAAGAUCUAAAGCACGCAGUACAGGAAUCUGUCAAACUGAACAACCAGUAUGAAAAGUGCUUGAAACAAAUAACUGUUAUGUAUGGACUUCCUUUUACAGCACAUUUGUAACUACUAAUUAGUCUGAUGGCAAGUAGGUUUUCUACAUGUUUUUCAUACUUACUGCAACAUUGAAACCUAACACGGUUCAUGUAGUACCACGUUUUGAUAAUGCUAUGAGUUCAAUAAUAUGAUCUAAAUGUAGCAACCUAUUCUGAUUUUUUUUUUUUAUCUUAUGUAUUUGAUUUUGUUUAUAUAGUUUAAAAAUAAAAAUAAACUGUGGUCUGUAUAACUUCAA